Molecule: messenger RNA, 5296 nt
Organism: Gigantopelta aegis
Lineage: Eukaryota; Metazoa; Mollusca; Gastropoda; Neomphalida; Peltospiridae
Product: heme transporter HRG1-like
Exons: 3
Coding region: 1-483 (160 amino acids)
Biological process (GO): heme transport
Cellular component (GO): lysosomal membrane; plasma membrane
Molecular function (GO): heme transmembrane transporter activity; heme binding
Source: RefSeq, a predicted model, not a curated record
AUGGCAGCACCCACCGACAGGAACAUAAAAAUACGAUUUGCUUUUAGUGUUAUCGGCAUAUUAGUUGGUGCCAGCAUUUUCUUUGUGUUUGGUUUACACUAUGAAAACUGGAACACAGCUCUCUGGGGUCUACUAUCGGCUCUGGGAGCGGCUGUCACACUGUUUGUUCACGUCCAGUAUACUCGAGACGUCUGGCGAACAUUCCCGUACCGGCUCCGCUACUUCAUGUUGACCGGCUGCUUUAUACAGCUGGCUGGCGUCUGUGGCUUUGUGGCCUACCUCACCUUGGCCAUAACACAACAUCAACAUCUUAAGGCGUAUGGUAAUGGUUUCUACCUGGCCACAAUUUGGUGUUUUAUGACGUGGAAGUGGGGAUUUCUUUUGUUUUACUUCUCGCGUGCAUAUCGGCAACUGUAUCUCGACAUCUACACGAUUCUACCACAGGAAGCCAAAGAUGAUUACAAACCGUACAGUAAUUUCUGAGUUGAACCGAGGCACACGCCAGAAGUUCUGGAGUGUACCUCGGAUAAUCGUAUACAGGCCUUGUGUUUUAAAAUUUGCAGGCAAGUGAAAAACAAAGUCUGCCUAGAAGCUUAAUUUGAUUUUUUUGAGCAUCUGACCAUACCUCCUAAAAAGGACUAACCUUUUUUUUUUUUCCCCCUGCCCUCUAUGUACAGUGAAACCGGUCUAAACUGGACACCCAUGGGAUCAAGUAAAACGUCUGGUUUUAAGAUGGUCCAGUUUUGCUUUCACUUUAUUAUUAUUUUUUAAAUUUCAUAUUGACGUAGAUAAAAAGAGUACUUAAAUGUAACAUUUUAUCUAGACAUCAGGGCCUAAUUCACUAAACUAUCGCAACUUUGCGAUCUCGCAGUGCAAUGCUAAAAGACUUGUAAAGAGGAUGCUUUGUUGUCUAGCAGAGCCUAAGAGACCUUUGUGAAUUAGGCCCCAGGACUCGUAAAGAUGAAUUUAAUAACCCUCCUCCCCAACCCCCCAAAAACAACAACAACAAAAAACUCUACCUUGCCUAAAAAUAUUUUUCACAAUCUCUGAAACACUAUUAUUUUAUGAGCUCUGUGUGUAAUUUUUUUUCUUUUCACCUUUAAUAAAUAUGAGAACCCCAAACUCUAUGCCAAAGCUAAACUUUGUUUUCUAAAUAACUUGUAUCAAUUUAACAUUAUAAUGGAGAUUAUCCCUGUAAUCCAUGGUUACAUAUAUUGGCUUAAAAAUAGUGAUGUUAGUCAAAAGGAAAAACAACGUUUAGUGUUGAUAAAAUAAAUAAAAAUAUUGAAGAGACUGUAGUCGAGAAAAAUUGUUGGGCAUUUUCUUACAAUCUUUAGGCAAACAAAUGGUUUAUUGUGCUCCAUUUCACUUUAUGCAGAUAUUUCUGUAGGUAUACAUUUUACAAAUGUACUUAAAACACAAGGCCUGGUGUAUGUGUAUGAAAUGAAAGAAUUCCAUAGCUUCAUUUUACCAAAUGAACAUACCGGUAAAGUGUUGUUGAUGAUUGUGAUCAAAAUUUGAUUAUUGGGCUCUACAGAUGUAAUUGUCGACUGUGAAAAUGCAUAAUAGAUUGUCACUGAGCAUUAUCUGUAGCCUGAUUGUUUGUACAUUUUAUAUAAUGGAAUUGGUGUAAAUAUGCUGGGGUUUGGGUUUUAUUUUUUAUAUGUACAAAAGAAAACAAAUACUGAAUAUGUAUUAAAGGUAGAAUUAGGAAUUUGUAGGGUCUAUUCUGGUAACUAUGACAAUUGGUACAUUCUCCAAUUUUAAUUUGCAUGUGGCAUUUUGAUGAGUGGCAGUUUUAACUGCAUGAUAAUAAAAAUACAAUAAGGAGCUUAUGUUUUUGGGGGUGGGUGUAUUUGUUUUUUUGAGGGGUGGGGUGGGAAAUAUGAGAUUAGUUAAGAAAUAUUUUUACAUGAGGCAGAAUCAAAUGAUGAACAAUUGUAUGUAACAAAAUAAAUUUAAUGGAUUAUUUCUUUAAAUGAAAAUACCUUUGUGAACAACUACAUAUACAUUUCACUUCAUUUCAAAGCGAUUGUCUUCAGCUUGUAGCCAUUCUAUAAUAUAAAAAUUACAAUAUACAUGUACUGUGGAAUAUCAAAACGAGCGUCUGUUAUGUAAACCGGCACAAUCUCUAAGUCCUGUCCAGUUAAAAUAACUUUGUUUGAACUGUGGCGUAGCGUGUGCGGGGCCACCGAAGCGGUUGCCCUGGGUACAAAAUUCUGGACUGGUGGAAGGGACUCGGGGGGAGUGCUAGCAGUCCACUGGUUAGGGGGCGCCAUACUUGCCUUGCCCCGGGCACUGGCAACCCACGCUACGCCACUGAGUUUGAAUCUGUCAAAUCUGGUACUCUGACUGUGUAUGGUGUACCGGUGUAGUUUAUCGGUCCCCUUUGAAUCCAUUUUUAUUUUGUCUGUCCUCUUUGAAUCCAUUUUGGGCAUUAUUCUGACAUUUUUCCCCCCUGUUUUUUUAUUGUUUUGCAUACAAUAUGAAUUCUUAUAUUAUUAUAUAUUUAAUGCAUAUCUAGUCAUCUUAAAGACAGUAAAGUUUGCAGACAAUAAUUUGGUACAAUUAAUUAAUUUUUUCUUGUAUCUUGGACUACAAAGGUUUUUUUUUUUUUUUUUAGAUAAUCAGGUCAGAAGGAAUCCCAUAUGUGUUUAUCGAUACAUGUAUAAUGCUUUUUAUCACUGACCAAAAAUAUAGCCGAACUCAACUUGAGUAUUUCAGAGUAGAUUUUCAAUAAACAUACUCUUUAAAUCAUUUGUUGAAGUACAGUAAAUACAAAUAACUUUUAGUUUUGCGAUAACAAUACAAAACUUGUAAAUUUAUUUGUGAAUUAAGAGAUUAGAAACGCUUUUUUUAUGUGACAGAAUGUAACUAGCGUCUUACAAAUAAUCAUACAAAUAAUCACGUCAUGUAUCUUGUAUGAUGUCAUACGGCAAAAGCCUUGCUAGGUUGACAAUACUCUAUUUGUGUACACAAAACUGGAAUAAAUAAUGAUUUUCCGAAUAUUCCUGUAGUAUUGCAGGAUAAAAGAAAUAACUGGUUUCCGUCUUAAGAUAUUGGCUUUAUCCUGCUCAGGUCGAAUGGUGAAUGCAGUUCGGCAGAACCUCGCUGCAUUCACCAUUCUAACCGUCGCAGGAUAAAGCCAAUAUCUUAAGACAGCAACCAGUUAUUCCCUAUAUAUUUUUAUCCCAUAUGUAAUAUGCCUGAGUAUAUAAAUGCAUUAUUUCAAUGGCUACAAACUAGGUCAGUCCUUCAAUAAAUCUUUAAAAAAUAAAAAUUAUUACAACAUUCAUAUCUAUACAAGGGUAGACGGACACAUUUUAUAAUUAUUAUGGGAAUAAAUUUCUUUAAAGUCAAGAUUAUGAACCCAUUUGAUUUGUUGGAUAUGUAUUACAAGUGGAAUUUAAAAACAACAAUUAAACUGUGGUUUUGCAGGGGCGUAGUGUGAUCUGGACGGGGGGGGGGGGGGGGGGGGUUCAAAUAUGGACCAAGUUGACCUUUUUCUAUUUUGUUUUUGCGCCACCAGAAACUCCAUAUGUAUAAACCUGUAUGUUUUAGUUCUGAAAGCGGACCAUUUGCUUCAGCAGGGGGGUUCAUCCGAACCCCCCGAACCCCCCUAGCCUACGCCCCUGGUUUUGCCUUAAUUAGUACAGGUAUCGUGUACAUAUUCUGGUACAUGUACUAAGUAUUAUGUUUGAAUGUAACGUUAUGUUAUUGUUGUUUCUGUUGAUGUUACAUUCGAGAUGUGUAUUAUAAUGUUAUCAAAAGGCUGUGAAAAGCUUAGUUAAAAAGUGAUUCAAAUUGUUUGUCAGUUCAGAAAUACUGAAUGUUUGUGGGAUUUUAUUGUUUAAUUUCUUGACUUGCGUAUUUAGCUUGCAUGUUAUUCAUAUACAUGUAUAAGAUACUGUUCAUAUUUACAUAACAGUGCAGAGGCGGAUCUAGGGGGAGGGGCAGAGCUCGGAUCCCCCUAAAUUUUGCGACAGUUAUAAUUUUAUUAUAUAUUAAUUUUCAUUUUUUUUUACGAUCCCCUCCAAACCUCCCCCAAAGUUCUAUUGGCAGUCUGCCUCAUGUUAUUGAGGGCCCCCCUAAAUGGAUUUUCUGGAUCCACCACUGCAGUGUGUGUGUGUGUGCGACACAUGCACGCACGCACGCACCUGUAUAUACACUUGGACAAACACAUGCACACACGUACGCAUGCAUCUGUACUAUAUACACUCUGAUACACACAUGCAUACACACACACACAUGCACACACACACACGCACACACACACAGAGGUAUAAUUAAUGCUGUUCAUGUUUUUCUAACCUGCUAAAAUUUUAUUAUGAUUAAUAUGAAUAAACAAACUGUCAGGGUUUCUUCUAGAGGGUUCAAAGGGUAACAUUUUAUACACUACAAUCUUGGAAAUUAGUGCAGACAUUUUUAUAUGUUUUAGAAAUAUUAGAGUAAGAUCACUGCUGUUUAAAAUUGGUCGAAGUACAUGAAAGGCAGUGUAUAAUUUGAACAGAUUUCAAGCCCACACCAACUACUAGGGGCACUUACUGUUUUGUUUUUAUAUUACGUACCUGUAAAUCUGAAAAUCAGAAAAUCUGCCAGUUUAGUCUAUAUGUUACCACCAUCAGCCAAUCUGUGCUAUCGAUCGAUUGCUCUCUACCAUCACUGGAUCUGUUAGCAUAGCCAUCGGUAGAUCAUGCUAGAAUAUAGCAAUCGUGCUGCACUCUUGGUUGAAAAAGUACUCAGGCUAUUUUAUCCUUCUGGGGUUUUGUUUUACUCAUUUAACUUAUAUAGUAUGUAUUUAUGCGAUGCUAGGGUCAGACUGUCAACUGUCAAGACUCGAUGGUUGCGGUGUAAUUUCUCCAACUCCCGACUUAUGACAGGUGCGCUCAGAGAGUGGUAAGAGUGCUCAGACUAGCAACUGGACAGUCGUAGAAGAAGUCGUGAGAGCAGAAAGUUGGCCAACUUUGUUGUGGCAGUAGUUAUUAAUAAAACAAUGUAUCAAACAUUACCACUACAGUGUAAGCAUAAUGCAAUUAUUAAUGGUAGUAGUCAUACACUUCCCUACGGCCAUGGUGGGUUUUUUAGUGUCUUCAAAUGUACUUGCUUAAUAUGUGUACUUAAUCUAACGAGGGUGAGACAUGGUUGGUUUUGAAUCGAUCCCCAAUGGUUGGCCCAUUAAGCUAUUUCUUGUUCCAGCCAGUGCAUCACAACUGCAACUCAUCACGACUCAAAAGUUGUGGUAUGUGCUACCCUGUUUUUGGAAUGGUGCAGAUAAAAAAAGGUCCCUUGCAACUAA